GACCCAAUCAAAAUCGAACUGAGGCAAACCAAAUCAACGUUUGACACACUUAAAUUCCCUUGCGCCCACUUUUAUUUCAAACCCUCGCCCUUCCCCUCUUCAUUCUCUAAAAAUUCAAAUAGAAUAGAGAAACUGCACCUUACCUUUUCUUUCCCUUAAAAAUAGAACAGAAUAGAACAGGGAAACAAAACCCCCACUUUCAUUCCCGCAAAAACUGAAAUUCUUUCCCAUAACACCGAUUCUGAUCGCCUCUAAUGUCUCUGGUUUUCAAUAACUCCUCUGUUAUCCAUCUUGCUUUCAAUCUCUCUCUGAUAUAGGAACUAGUGCGCCUUUACACCUUUGACUCUUCAAUUCGAAAAUGGCUGCUUCUACCUUUGACCCUUCUUUCUGCAACUCUCGUACUGACCUCAACGACAUGGGUUUUCCGCGUCGAUUGUUGUCUCGGCAGAGCUUUGGUUCUAGAGAGAGAAAUGGAUAUGUGUAAGUGAAGGAGCCCGGUAUUUCGACUAUGUUGAUGAAUGUUACUAGGAAUGAAUUCGAUCCUUUUGCUGCAGUCAGUAGUCCUCUUUACCAGACGGCUACAUUUAAGCAGCUGCUAUGGUAUUGGGUAUUGAUGAAGAGAAUGGGGCCUCAACUAUUCAAGUGCUACCCAGCCCGUUAUUUCUUUGGUCACAAGGCCACAAGUGCUGGCUUGAAAGAACAGGAGGCAAUCAACUUCUUGGAGAAGAAAAUGAAAAAUGAUCCUGCAUUCUCUUAUGAAGAUACUGUACAGGUUCUUGCAUGGAUCUUCCUUCUACUUAUCCACUCGGGGAUUGACCUAGGUACCAUGGUGUGUGAACUUUUAUUUUGAAAAACUUAUUAUGAUACUAUGUUACUGUGGAUAUGGGAUUUUUUUGUCUCCAUGAUGACAAUUUGGUUUGUUACAUAUUUUGUUCUAACUGAACUUUUUAUAGGGAAUGGAUAGUUAUUUAUCAGAUUUUUGUGUAUUUUCUUGUGAAAACCUAUUAAUUUUUAAUCAUAUCCAGAACGAGAACAAGGAAUCUAAGCAUUUGCUUCAACAAGUUACAUAAUGAGAUAAAUAAACAAUAAUAUUAAUUAAAAAAAAAA
Molecule: messenger RNA, 1107 nt
Organism: Macadamia integrifolia
Lineage: Eukaryota; Viridiplantae; Streptophyta; Magnoliopsida; Proteales; Proteaceae
Product: proteasome subunit alpha type-6-like
Exons: 6
Coding region: 509-850 (113 amino acids)
Source: RefSeq, a predicted model, not a curated record